UUAUAAAUCUUUCAUAUUUCUGAGAUCAUAAAAGAAUGCCCAUAAGAGGAAGAAAUGUAACUUCACUUCCUUUAUAUGCUUUGUGCACCUUAAUUGUUUCAUUGUGGGGAAAUACAAAGCUGAAACUAUGGAGCUUUUGUUUAUCAUGUGUCUUUCUACUGCCACUUUCCUCCUCCCAGUUCCCAGACUGGAACACGCAAUUUGAAACAGGUCAUCACAUAAAUAUAGCUGAAAAAGAAGAAAAAAUCCCACCUACAAGAUCAUAUGUGGCUGGCCUUUUCAGCAGAAGACAUUUAUUAUGUACAGGAACUUUGAUCAAAGAGAACUGGGUGUUAACAGCAGCCCACUGUUUCCCGAAUGAAGAUACAUACGUUAUUCUUGGUGGUACCUCACGAACAAAAAGAGAGCGAGGAAAACGUGUUGCUAACAUCACUAAAAUAUUUUCAUAUCCAGGCUUUAAUCUGCUGACCUUUGAACAUGACAUUAUGCUUUUGCAGAUUCAAGUAAAAGGAAGGCUCAAUCAAGACAGAAAAGCUGUUCCACUUCCCAAAAUAUCUGAAGACAUCAAGCCAGGAACCCAGUGUCUAGUAAUUGGAUGGGGAACUAUUAAUCAAAGAAUAGGAUUUGACAUACUGCAUGAAGUUGAUGUCAUUGUCAUUGACAGAAAUGUCUGCAAUGACAACAAACACUAUCAUUCUCAUCCUAUUGUGACAAGAAAUAUGCUGUGUGCCGGUGACAAGGCACAAAAGACAGAUAAAUGUUGGGGUGACUCUGGUAGCCCUUUAAUAUGCAAUGGACAACAAAGAGGCAUCACCUCCUUUGUUAAAAAAUGCAAUGACUACAGAUAUCCUGGAGUCUAUACUCUGCUCACAAAGGACCAUCUCUCCUGGAUACAGACAGUAACAAAUCCCUAAUGUCAUUUAUUUCAUGAUGGGGAAAGGAGAAAUUGUCCCACACCCAAGGACAGCUAUAGGAUAUAUAUAGACAGCUGGAGCUUUAUCUAUCCGCUCAAGUCCAUUUCCAAUCCACUAGCUGCACAACAGCAUCAAUGCCUCUGACAAGGAAGAUUUCAUCAUGAACAAAAAAAGUGUAUGAGUCAAAUAUAGAACUGAAAUUCAAAUCUAGAAUACUGCUGGCCCUCCAACCCUAAUCCUAGCAUUGAAAAGACUAGUUGCAAAGCAUAUCAGUUCAUUCACCACCACCCACAAUCCUAGUUUGGGUUCCUGAAAUAUAGCAGAUGCAUAGGAUGCAAAUCAAGACAAAUUGGUACACUUAAAUUUCACUAAUAUACAAGAUCAGUGAUUAACUCAGUUAAAAGCACAUGGAUUUCCAUUUAAGAGGUGCAUCUAUGUUUCUCCAGUUUGGGCCCAUGGGUAAUAUAUCUCUCCUUUGGCUGGCAGGUCCUUCUUAAACUAAAUGUUGGUUAUCUCUCAAGAACAUUGUGAAGGUACAUGCAAAAACUUCUGCAUAUGUAUUGGUACAACUUUGAAGGCUACCCUUUGAGACCCUGAACUGGAAAAUAACCUUUUAAGCACAAGGCAGGCACAGUAAGGAGGUACUUCAGAACCCACCUUGUAAAAGCAGUUUUCUUUUAUGGAAUGGGCUAGCCCAAGGCAUCUUUUAGUAUUCAAGGCCAGUGGUUAUUUUGGCAAUUUAAGCAAGACUUUGGUAUGGUAAAAAUUUAGGAAAUAAUCACCGCUGCCUCAAACAAGUGGGAUGUACAACAUACUGCAAGGGAAAUAAGAAUACCACUGGCUCUAUCAGCCAUCUUGAACACUUGACAAAGAAGAAAAACUAAAAUGAAAAUUAGGAAAUAAACUGCUAUGGAAAGGAUACCUGCCUGGAAGCCUGAAUGCCUAACAGAGAUCAAUAUUGUUAAGUUACCUGGACUUAGGAAUCAGAAGUUUUGAAAAAAUACUACAUAAUCCUCAGGGCCACAAUGUGUUUUAUCAACCAGAUUUGCAAACAAAUCUGCUGCCAUUAGUAUCUACUUUAAUUAGUGAAGGCUCUUCCAUAUGAUUUCACACAACAGAGUGCUCCAUCACUAAAAGAAAAUGUUAGCUCAGGUACUAUAAAUGCCCUAGUUUGUGUGAAUCAUCCCAAAGUCUGAUGAUAGACAUGAAAGGUACACUGAGAUACAUCUUCAGGUACAUCUACAUAUCCACUUAAUCCGGGGCUAGUUGGGAGCAUUGUACCCCAGACUAGCCCUGGACUAAACAAGACAGCAACCAUAUGCACUGGGCCAAAUUGUUGUGCAUAUGGGCCAGCCGGGCUGAUACAUUAACCCACCUGGCCAUUCCCAGCAGUGCUGCCAAUCUCCCUGUGAGAACUUGCCUGGUGCAUUACUGCAUCUACUGAGGUCAGAACAGGGCACCCAGACACACGAUCAAUAAGAAGAGAG
Molecule: messenger RNA, 2401 nt
Organism: Sceloporus undulatus (fence lizard)
Lineage: Eukaryota; Metazoa; Chordata; Lepidosauria; Squamata; Phrynosomatidae
Product: granzyme A-like
Exons: 7
Coding region: 36-914 (292 amino acids)
Biological process (GO): proteolysis
Molecular function (GO): serine-type endopeptidase activity
Source: RefSeq, a predicted model, not a curated record